This is a messenger RNA of Hypomesus transpacificus, 2409 nucleotides long. It is a transcript of the gene ccndx, whose product is annotated as cyclin Dx. Lineage: Eukaryota; Metazoa; Chordata; Actinopteri; Osmeriformes; Osmeridae. The record is from RefSeq and is a predicted model, not a curated record. The transcript is spliced from 4 exons. Gene Ontology annotation, molecular function: cyclin-dependent protein serine/threonine kinase regulator activity. Gene Ontology annotation, cellular component: cytoplasm; cyclin-dependent protein kinase holoenzyme complex; nucleus. Gene Ontology annotation, biological process: mitotic cell cycle phase transition; positive regulation of G1/S transition of mitotic cell cycle; regulation of cyclin-dependent protein serine/threonine kinase activity. Bases 398 to 1306 code for a protein of 302 amino acids.
UAAAACCCCAGGGGGUAGAAGUGCAGGGUGAAAUUCACCACCAGAGCUCCACAGAGUCCCCACAGUCCUGAAGAGUGAGGAGGAGCACCAAGACACCACCGAGGUCUGGAGUAGCUGCAGAUUCCACUGGUCCCACUUCUCUCCUCCUGUAACCAGGUCUGUCUCAGUUGGGUCUCUCCUCCUGUAACCAUUCCUGCCUCAGCUGGUCUCCUCCUGUAACCAGACCUGCCUCAGCUGGUCUCCUCCUGUAACCAGGCCUGCCUCAGCUGGUCUCCUCCUGUAACCAGGCCUGCCUCAGCUGGUCUCCUCCUGUAACCAGACCUGUCUCAGCUGGGUCUCUCUCCAUCUCUUUGGGCAGCAGGGAGAAGCACUCCCAUCUCUGGGAGGUGAUUGAAGCAUGUCUGUGUCUCUGUGGUGCGAGGAGGAGGAGGGCCAGAGCCAGGCCCAGGAGCAGGACUCGGCCAGGGGGGAGGCCAUGCUCCGAGCCCGCUGGGACCCCAGCGUGUCUGGGCAGCGGGUCGUCCAGAGACUGCUCCAGCUGGAGGAGAGGUACCUGCCUUCCCCCCUCUACAUCGCCCUCGUUCAGAGAGAACCCCAGCGCAGAGAGGAGCUUGCAAAGUGGGCCCUGGAGGUGUGCUGCGACUGCAGCCUGGACGAGGCGGUCUUCCCCCUGUGUGUGUCUCUGCUGGACCGCUAUCUCUCAGCCACCCUGUCCCUGCCCGUGUCUCCCUACUGCCUGGCUGCCGCCUGCGUCCUCAUCGCCUCCAAACUCACGGAGAGCCACAACGUCAGCGCCGACGCCCUGUGCGCCGCAGCGGAACACAGCUUCCCGCCGUCCAGCCUGCGGGAGAUGGAGCGAGUGGUUCUGGGGACCCUCCGCUGGGACACCGCAGCCGUCACCCCUCAGGACUUCAUCCCUCACUUCCUCCCCGCUUUCGAGCGGAGGACGGAAGGAGACACCGGGGCGUUGGUCUCCACGCUGCGUCGCCACGGUGACACCCUGGUUGCCAUGUGUGUGUGUGAAUCCCGUUUCCUGGGAGCCCCUCCAUCCCUGCUGGCCGCCGCUGCUCUGGACUGCGCCCUGCGGGGGCUGGGUCACCGGGGAGCAGAGCGGCCGGCUCACUCCACGCUGGCACGACUCUGCCAGGCUGACGAGGUGGUCCUGCAGUGUUACAGCGAGCUGAUAGAUGCUGCUCUCACACAGCGCCUGGGAAGCGGACCUCAGAGCAACAGAGAGGAAAAGGAGGGAGACAUGGAGGAUGAGAGAGCAGGCACCCCAACUGAUAUGAGAGAGAUCGAUUUUUAAACACUGAAAUACAUGUAGCAGUUGAUGUGCAGGUCAACCAAAAUGUACUUGAGUUCAUCAGUCAGACUGAUGUAAAUUCACAAUUGUGACCUCAAUGUAGCUGAAUGACUUUUUGAUGUUUUGAAAUGAUUUUGCUAUUGUUAAUUUAAUUGUUCUUUAUUUAUCAUCGAUAUUUUGUUGUUAUUGCCAUAUUUAUUAUCUUUUUACUUUUCUGAUUUGACAUUUUUGCAAUGCGUUUCAUGCUAUUUAUUGAUUAAUUUAUGAUGUGCAAUUACACCAUGUUAAAUUAUUUAAAUACAUUAUUAUUUGUGUUUGUGUGACAAGGCAUCAAAUUAAGAGUUAUAUACAAAUCUAUUUUUCAAAAUAAUUAAAGAUAUUCACUUUACAUGUGUAAAAUCAUUUCUACAAGAAGAAGUGUCUAAAACAUCAGCUAUAACCCUCAUCUCCUACCAGACCAUUUCUGUUUGAGAACGUUGUUCCAUCCAAGUGUAUUUGUUAGUUUGUAUGAAAAGCAGAAAAUCCCUGCCUACAUAAAUGCCUCCGAAACGAUCAAGUCUGUGACAGAGGGAAGAGGAGGUAUCGUAGGCCUCGUGCCCCUUAAUAAGGAAAAUGCCCUGGAUAAACACUCGAGAUGCAGUUGCACAUUUCAAGCACCAGGUGGCACCAGAACUGACAAUACCUUGCUUUUGGGGAGGGGGGGGGUAGUGUUGGAUUGUAGGCUGUUGCACGUGAGGAACUAUUUGUUUCUGUACCACACCUGGCUUACAGGGAGCCUCACCUUGAUGUCUUCUGUGUUGGCUGUCUGUAGUUUCUCUCUGGAGACAGACAGGGGAGCUUCUACAUCCUGGAGAACUGUUAAAUGAAGGAGAGGGCUGUUAGAGGGAGCCUCACCUUGAUGUCUUCUGUGUUGGCUGUCUGUAGUUUCUCUCUGAAGUGAGGGUCUGUCUCCAGCACCUCGAUCACCUCCCUCAGGUACCUGUCAUAGUACAGGCCUGUGUCCUGGAGACAGACAGGGGAGCUUCUACAUCCUGGACAACUGGGGGGUUCAGCUGGGGCCAGUUGUACAGGUCCAUUUAGGGGGGUAUGGAGCUAAAUCAGGGACA